Hydra vulgaris (swiftwater hydra) is the source of this 1715-nucleotide messenger RNA. RefSeq names its product ras-related protein Rab-11B. Gene Ontology annotation, biological process: exocytosis. Lineage: Eukaryota; Metazoa; Cnidaria; Hydrozoa; Anthoathecata; Hydridae. Gene Ontology annotation, cellular component: Golgi apparatus; recycling endosome. Gene Ontology annotation, molecular function: GTPase activity; GTP binding. The record is from RefSeq and is a predicted model, not a curated record.
CAGGCUUUACUGGGGCGUCUCGGUAGAGAGUUUUCCUAAUGAAAAUGGCGACCGUUACUUUAAAAUAAUUUAUCCAACCUUAUCUGGGAGUUUUAUUUUCAAGACGUUUUCCUAUAUAUAAUUUUUUGCUGUCAUUAUCUUGAAGUUUAUUAUUUUAAUAUGCUUUUGUAAUUAAAGUGGAUUGACGUUAGUAAUAUACCGAUACAAUUAUAUUGUUUAUACUUUUAUCUUUGUCAACAUAAUUUCAAAAUGACUGUGAAGGAUGAUGAGUAUGAUUAUUUAUUCAAAGUUGUAUUAAUUGGUGAUUCUGGCGUAGGAAAAUCAAAUCUGCUUUCGCGUUUCACUCGCAAUGAGUUUAAUCUUGAAUCCAAAUCUACUAUUGGUGUUGAAUUUGCUACAAGAAGCAUUCAAGUUGGAGGAAAAGUUAUAAAAGCUCAAAUUUGGGAUACUGCUGGUCAAGAAAGGUACAGAGCAAUAACCAGUGCUUAUUAUCGUGGUGCUGUUGGUGCUCUGUUAGUUUAUGAUAUUGCAAAACAUAUAACUUAUGAAAAUGUUGAGAGGUGGCUGAAAGAACUUAGAGAUCAUGCUGAUGCAAAUAUAGUUAUUAUGUUGGUUGGAAAUAAAUCAGAUCUGCGCCAUCUAAGAGCUGUUCCAACAGAAGAAGCUAAAGCUUUUGCAGAAAAAAAUGAACUCUCAUUUAUUGAAACUUCUGCUUUGGAUUCUACAAAUGUAGAAGUUGCGUUUCGAAAUAUUUUAGAAGAAAUUUACCAUAUUGUAUCUCAAAAGCAGAUACAUAAUGCUUCAAAUCGAACGGGAAAUCAACCGAGCGAUAACGUUCAAACAAUCCAAGUAGCACCAACUGUAGAAAUCGAUCAACGAAAGUCAGUUAAAUGCUGUCAAACUUGAAAAUUUAUUUAUUUGCAAUUUUUUAUAACUGUUCAAAUUCGAAUUCUCAAUAGGGCAACCUAUUUUAACAAGUAUAUGUUAUUAGUUAUAUGUUUAUAACUUUUUCUGGUAAAAUCUUUUUUAUUUUAUAUUUCGUAUAUAUAUUGUUUUUUUAUUAUUAAUUUUUUUUUUAUUAUUGUUAUUGUUAUUCGGUGAUGUACUUGAGGCGAUGUCGGUGAUGUCAUUUUUUUAUGCAAAAAGUUUUUUUUGUUUUUGUUUGUGAAAAACUUUCUCUUCAUUUUUAAUCGUUGCAUUAUCUUCGAAUGUUUUCCGAUGGAGAGCAAUGUUUUUGUUUCUUUUCUUCUAGUCUUCUGUGUUCGGUUAACAUAGUUUGCGCUUCACAUGGUUUUGUUUUCUGGUCUUUUUUUUUUGUUUGUUUUUUUUUUGAAGAUUUAAUAUUUUACUCACUCAAAAUGUAAAUUAUUGUAUUAAAAAUAUGUUCUUCUUUUUGAAGUAGAAAUAUAUAAUGGUUUCUUAAACUAUUACAAAGUUUUUCAGUUAGUAAUAGGAAAAUUCGUGUUAUUGUAUUUCGUUCUCUCGAUUUUCAAAUUUCUUUAAAUGAUAAUUGUAUGUAAUUAUUGUAUUUGAAUAUGUAAAAGUUUGUAUUUAAAAUGUUUAAACUUAUCGCGUAUUGUAUCAUUUUUUAAUUGCAUGAAUACUUUAUUGUGGUAUAUGAGUUACUAUUACUUGCUAGUUUAAAUGAAUUACAACUUGUAUUGCCAUUUUUUUUGGUCUUACCUUGUUUGUAAUAUAUAUUUAAUGUUGAGAUA